CGAAAUAAGGAAAACCAUCAACUGAUUAGUGAGACUAAUGUUUCAAUGUUUCACUUUGAAUCGUUUAGUUGAAAGAGUUUAUGAGACUUAAAUUGCUUAAACCUCUACUUUAUAGCUUUGAUAUACUUCAAUUUGUACGUGUACACUUGGACGUAGGGGUGGUCAAGUCAUCUUCCCGAGUAAUCAAAGUAGGAGGUGAGCCCUCAAACAUGAAAAUGAGUCUCCUUCGAUUUCUGAAUUUUUUGUCAAAAACCCACAGAAAACCCAUUGCUGCAGCUCUUUUCACACGAUCACUCACUACCUACUCAAAGCAAUCCAUCGAACGUCGAAUUUUCAAUCGUAACUCACUUCCAGGCCAUGAAACCUCAUUUGGGUAUUCCUCAACUCUUCACCGUAUCAUCUAUAGAUCGAUCCAUGAGGAUUUAACGCCGAAACAUUUGUCUGUCGAACACUAUGAAAAGAACCCUGCAGAAACCAAACUCGAACAAGAUGCUGCUAGAAUUUGCACACUCCUCUCCACCCACUCUGGUUCUCAUGCCGAUAAAUUGCUCGAAGAUGCUUCAAUUAAAGUUUCUCCUUCACUUGUUGUAGAGGUUUUGAAGAGGCUAAGCAAUGCGGGUGUCAUUGCUUUGUCAUUUUUUACAUGGGCAGAGAAGCAAAAAGGGUUUAAAUAUAACACAGAAAGCUACAAUGCUUUGAUUGAAGCUUUGGGUAAGAUUAAGCAGUUCAAAUUAAUAUGGAGUUUGGUGAAUGAAAUGAAGAGGAGAAAAUUACUGAAUAAAGAUACUUUUGCAUUGAUCUCAAGGCGGCACGCAAGAGCCCGGAAGGUUGAAGAGGCUAUAGAGGCUUUUGAGAGGAUGGAGGAGUUCGGUUUCAAGCUUGAAACAUCGGAUUUCAAUAGAUUACUUGAUACUCUGUGUAAGUCCAGACAUGUUGAGAAAGCAAACAAAGUGUUUGAUAAAAUGAAAAAGAGAAGGUUUGUUCCCGAUAUAAAGUCUUACACGAUUUUGUUGGAAGGGUGGGGAAAAGAACACAACUUGUUGAGGUUAGACGAGGUUUACCUAGAGAUGAAAUAUGACGGUUUCGAGCCAGAUGUUGUGACUUAUGGUAUUUUGAUCAGUGCGUAUUGUAAGGCGAAGAAGUAUGAUGCAGCCAUCGAGUUAUUUCAUGAGAUGGAGGCAAAGAAUUGCAAGCCAACACCCCAUGUUUAUUGUACUUUGAUUAAUGGAUUAGGUUCAGAGAAGAGGUUAAGUGAAGCUCUGGAGUUUUUUGAACGUUUCAAGAGUUGCGGUUUUACUCCAGAAGCACCUACUUAUAAUUCCCUUGUUGGGGCUUAUUGUUGGUCAAUGCGAAUAGAUGAUGCAUUUCAAGUGAUAGAUGAAAUGAGAAAACAUUCGGCUGGUCCGAAUUCGAGAACUUACGAUAUAAUUCUUCAUCACUUAAUAAAGGCUCGGAGGACGAAUGAGGCUUACUUUAGAUUCCAGAAAAUGUUGAAUGAGCCGGGCUGUGAGCCAACUGUGAGUACUUACGAAAUUAUAGUAAGGAUGUUCUGCAACGAGGAUCGAGUGGAUUUGGCAAAGCAGGUUUGGGAUCAGAUGAAGGCCAAGGGAGUGCUUCCAGGGAUGCAUAUGUACUCUGAUUUAAUUACCAGCUUGUGUCACAAGAACAAGUUAGGUGAAGCUUGCAAAUAUUUUCAGGAAAUGUUGGAUGCGGGUAUUCGACCUCCGGCCAAGAUGUUUAGUAAUCUGAAACAGGCUCUACUUGGUGAGGGGAAGAAGGAUGAAGCUUUAAAUUUGGCUCGGAAAAUCAAUAAGCUGAGGGGAACUCCGUUAGUUGUUAGAGACCAGAAGUGAGAAAGAAUGUGAGCUAUAUGCUGGUGCCCUUCAGGUUCAUACAGCACCUUCAAUGUUAUCAUCUUUUCCUAGUGACAGAAUCUGGGCUACUAUUUGGUAUCUGGUAGCUUUGAUAAGAAUCAAAACGUGCGACUUUGUGGCAAUUUCUUUUAUUCUUCAAUAUUAGACCCCAUUUCAUUAAAUGUAUGUUUCUUUAAGGAUUAUAUUGAAAACUAAAAUUCAUGCAUUAAUUACUUAAUCAAAUUCAGAUGUAGCCUUAUUUGAUUUUAA
Molecule: messenger RNA, 2123 nt
Organism: Gossypium raimondii (Peruvian cotton)
Lineage: Eukaryota; Viridiplantae; Streptophyta; Magnoliopsida; Malvales; Malvaceae
Product: pentatricopeptide repeat-containing protein At1g71060, mitochondrial
Exons: 2
Coding region: 81-1853 (590 amino acids)
Molecular function (GO): protein binding
Source: RefSeq, a predicted model, not a curated record